CUCUAACUUCCACACGUUGCGCGCACCCCACGUUGCUCAUUUCACCACACAUCAACAAGCACACCACCAACAGCAGCACAAUCAUGGCUGAUGAGAUUGAGGAGGCUGCGGCGGGGUUGGUGGGUGGUGUGAGGCGAACACGGCUACCUGGGGAUGGGGUGGCGAUACAGCAGAAACGGCGGGUCCCUGAGGGAGACCGUGUUGAGCAAGGGAAGGACGCAGGGUUCGUGCCGGGGUGUGCGUGUGUGUACAUUCGCACCUGGGGUUGCAGCCACAACACGAGCGAUGGCGAGUACAUGGCAGGUGUCCUGUCAGCGGCCGGGUACGAGAUUGUCAAAGACAAGAUGACCGCAGACCUGUGGAUCCUCAACAGCUGUACCGUGAAAACCCCUUCAGAGGACACGUUCAACAACGCCAUCCGAGAAGGCCAGAAGCUGGGCAAGAAGCUCGUGCUCGCAGGCUGCGUUGCACAGGCACAGCCUCGAGGGAAGAUGACGCAGGGGCUGAGCAUCGUUGGGAUCCAUCAGAUUGACCGUGUGCUGGAAGUGGUUGAGGAGACGCUGCAAGGCCGGACCGUCCGCCUCCUCUCAAAAAAGUCAUCAGGAGCUGGGGGCGCGCCGCUGGCCAUGCCGAAGAUCAGGCGAAAUGAACUGAUUGAGAUCAUCCCCAUCAACACGGGCUGCCUCAACCAGUGCACAUAUUGCAAGACGAAGCACGCGCGGGGGCAGCUCAACAGCUACCCUGCCGAUGAGAUUGUUGCGCGCGUGCGGCAGGUGGUGGCGGAGGGCGUGGUGGAGAUCUGGCUCACCAGCGAGGACACCGGCACAUAUGGCCGCGACAGAGACGACACCAUCGUCAACCUCCUCUGGAAAAUCAUUGAAGUGCUGCCGGAUGGCGUAAUGCUUCGUGUUGGCAUGACAAAUCCGCCAUACAUUCUCGAACACCUCGAGGAAAUGGCGAAGAUCCUGAACCAUCCGCGUGUGUAUGCGUUCCUGCACAUCCCGAUCCAGGCGGCGUCGGAUGCCGUCCUCACCACCAUGAAGCGCGAGUACAACUGUGAGGAGUUUUGUCACAUUGUCGACUUUCUUCGCGAGCGCGUUCCCAACGUCACCAUUGCAACAGACAUCAUCUGCGGGUUUCCAGGCGAAACCGAAGAGGACUUCCAAGAGACCAUGGAUUUGUGCGAAAAGUACAAAUUUCCCUCGCUGUUCAUCAACCAGGCACACCUGCUGCCCGCAUGGAGAGAAUUGAUCCCCGCGACGGUGAAGAAGCGAACGAAGCGGUUGAGCGAGCUGUUCCAGUCCUACCUUCCUUAUGAACACAAGCUUGGGCAGCGGCAGCGGGUGCUGGUGACGGACGUCUCCACGGAUGGUAACUACUUUGUUGCGCACAACAAGAGCUUCGACCAGGUGCUUGUGCCGCGCCGGCCAGAGAUCAUGGGCAAAAUGAUCACUGUCGACAUCACAGCAACGGGGAAACACUUUUUGAUGGGGCGUGUGGUUGAGGAAUCUGUCUCUGCGGCACAAUUACCAUCAUCAACAUCAUCAUCAAGAUUGCCGACGUCAACAUCAGCAUCACCAUCAGCGUCCGCGCUGCUGCGGGCGGUGAAGCAUGUGGCCCUUGCUCUUCUUCUUCUCGUUACCUUUGACAUUCUGCGAAAGCACCUGUUCUCGUAG
Messenger RNA from Salpingoeca rosetta, 1676 nucleotides. RefSeq names its product cdk5 regulatory subunit associated protein 1. Gene Ontology annotation, cellular component: endoplasmic reticulum. The record is from RefSeq and is a predicted model, not a curated record. The coding region runs from base 84 to 1676 and encodes 530 amino acids. Lineage: Eukaryota; Choanoflagellata; Craspedida; Salpingoecidae. Gene Ontology annotation, molecular function: tRNA (N(6)-L-threonylcarbamoyladenosine(37)-C(2))-methylthiotransferase activity; 4 iron, 4 sulfur cluster binding. The transcript is spliced from 12 exons. Gene Ontology annotation, biological process: tRNA methylthiolation.